Messenger RNA from Quercus lobata, 665 nucleotides. RefSeq lists its product as uncharacterized. Lineage: Eukaryota; Viridiplantae; Streptophyta; Magnoliopsida; Fagales; Fagaceae. The record is from RefSeq and is a predicted model, not a curated record. The transcript is spliced from 2 exons. Bases 102 to 665 code for a protein of 187 amino acids.
AGAGAUAAAUCAACGUUUCAUUGAACCAAGGAAAUCCAGCUCUGAACAACCGGAUUAUACAAACAAUAAAAUAUGCGUUCAAUAUACCAGCUGAACAACAUAUGAUUCCCAUAAUUUCAGAAAUACAUAUUAUGGGCUUAUUGUUUAACAUAAAAUCUAAAAGAAAAUUGGCACUGAUUUAUUACAUUACAUAUAGCAGCCUAAUAUCUGUCAAAACACCAGCUAUAGGUGUUGAAAAUAUCACAUCGUUAACAAGAAAACGUGUUGUUGUCCAUGUCCGCCACCAUGCUGACCAUGAGGAUGAUGUCCUCCGCCAUGACCGUGCGGGUGAUGUCCUCUGCCACCACGAUGAGCAUGUGGGUGAUGUCCUCCGCCAUGAGCAUGAUGAGCAUGUGGUUGAUGUCCUCCGCCACCAUAACAAUGCCCUCCUCCUCCAAGAGGACCAUGACCAUGACCGCCGUGAUCCCCACCGCCACCAUGACAAUGCCCUCCUCUUCCGCCAUGACCAUGUCCAUGUCCUCCGUGAUGUCCUACGCCAUGACCAUGUCCAUGUCCUUCAUGAAGUCCCUCACCGUGGGGUGGGGUAUGAUGAUGAUUUCCGUGGUGAGACAUUUUCUAAUGUAUUUCUCAACUCAAAGCUCAGAAUAUUGGAAGUGAGUUUAUAG